This is a messenger RNA of Vigna radiata var. radiata (mung bean), 933 nucleotides long. RefSeq lists its product as uncharacterized. The coding region runs from base 138 to 668 and encodes 176 amino acids. The record is from RefSeq and is a predicted model, not a curated record. NCBI's taxonomy places the organism in Eukaryota, Viridiplantae, Streptophyta, Magnoliopsida, Fabales, Fabaceae. The transcript has 3 exons.
AGCUACCACUCCUUAUUGUUUCAUCUCUUACUUUCAGAACAAAACGCACUUCUCUCACUCUGCCACUACGGUGGCAAACUCAGACCCAACCCAAACACUCAAUUAUCUUCCUCCUCCGCCACUUCCACCGCCGCUAAAUGGAGGCCGUCGGUUCCAGACUCAGCCGGGCUUCCUCUCGCUACGGUGCUUCUACCGUCUUCACUGGCCCUGUCAGGAAGUGGAAGAAGAAGUGGGUCCACGUCACUCCGUCUUCCUCAGUCAGCAACACCACCGCCACAACUAACAACAACGGUCACUCUCAUGCCAAUUCCAACUCUUCUUCUCGCCUCCUCCUCCGCCGCUGGACUCCCACCACCGCCGAUGACGCGGCCGGUGUCUCGGACGAGCCUCCCAGGAGGAAGUUCCGUUAUACCCCUAUUGCAGUGCUAGAAGAACAGAAAAGGAUGAUGGUUGUAAAGAAAGAAAAUGAACCCGCAACUGGGAGUGACCAAUCGGCAGUUAAACAGACAAAUAUCACUCAUGAGAAGCAAGGGAAAUUUAACAUGAAUGAAAUAUUAGAGGAAACCAAGGAUUCAAACAUUGUUAAAUUGGAUCAUGGUUUGGAUUUGCAAAGCAACAAUGAUGAAACCAGUCUGAACAGUGAUACUCAAUUGGAAACUAAUAUCUAGUAGUUGGUCCAUGAACUGAGAAAACCAAGCUGUGAGGAAGCGAAGUGUUGAUUGAAGAAACACUCAAGUAGUAUAUAUGACCUUUUAUCACCUUACAAUCCUACCAUCCUAUAUUGAGAUGUAAUGUAAGUGAGCCAUAAUCUUGUGUAUAGUGCUGUCAGUAGCAUAGGGAUGAUCAGUAACUAGUUUUGGUCAACAAAGGAUGAUCAGUAAUAUUUGAUGAUGGAUCAUAUGCAUAAUGUGAUGCUUACUAUUACUAUGUCUU